Paramormyrops kingsleyae is the source of this 7049-nucleotide messenger RNA. It is a transcript of the gene med12, whose product is annotated as mediator complex subunit 12. Gene Ontology annotation, cellular component: mediator complex. Gene Ontology annotation, molecular function: transcription factor binding; transcription coactivator activity; beta-catenin binding. Lineage: Eukaryota; Metazoa; Chordata; Actinopteri; Osteoglossiformes; Mormyridae. Gene Ontology annotation, biological process: positive regulation of transcription by RNA polymerase II. The record is from RefSeq and is a predicted model, not a curated record.
AAAACGACAGUAAAACAACGAAGAAGAAGCAGCCGUUUCCUUGAUGCUGGAUAGUCUGGGGAGCUUUUCGCUGUGAUGCCGCUUGAAAGAUGGCCGCUUUCGGGAUCCUGAGUUACGAGCACCGUCCCCUGAAGCGGCCGCGACUCGGUCCUCCAGACGUUUAUCCGCAGGACCCGAAGCAGAAAGAGGAUGAACUGACGGCACUGAAUGUGAAACAGGGAUUUAAUAAUCAGCCGGCAGUGUCAGGGGACGAACAUGGCAGUGCUAAAAAUGUCAAUUUCAAUCCUUCCAAGAUUAGCUCCAACUUCAGCAGCAUCAUCGCAGAGAAGCUGCGAUGUAAUACAUUCCCAGAUACCGGAAAGAGGAAGCCACAGGUUAACAUGAAGGAUAAUUUUUGGUUGGUUACUGCAAGAUCACAGAGUUCCAUCAACAACUGGUUUACUGACCUGGCUGGAACAAAGCCACUUACCCAGCUAGCUAAGAAGGUUCCAAUUUUCAGUAAGAAGGAGGAAGUUUUCGGCUAUCUGGCGAAACACAGUGUGCCGGUGAUGCGGGCUGCUUGGAUGAUCAAGAUGACCUGUGCCUAUUAUGCAGCAAUAACAGAGACCAAAGUCAAGAAGCGGCACGUCAUCGACCCCUGCAUUGAAUGGACCCAGAUCACCACUAAAUAUCUGUGGGAACAGCUUCAGAAGAUUGCAGAGUUCUACCGGUCAUCUGGCGGGCAGGGAGGGGCCUCUCCCCUCCCGGCCCCCCCUGCAGAAGUGGAGGCAGCCAUGAAGCAGUGGGAGUACAAUGAGAAGCUAGCCAUGUUCAUGUUCCAGGAUGGCAUGCUGGAUAGGCAUGAAUUCCUGACCUGGGUCUUGGAGUGCUUCGAGAAGAUCCGGCCCGGAGAGGACGAGCUCCUGAAGCUUCUGUUGCCACUUAUGCUGCAGUACUCAGGGGAAUUUGUGCAGUCAGCCUACCUCUCCAGGAGACUGGCUUAUUUCUGCACGCGGCGCCUCAACUUGCUGCUCACCGAUGGAUCCGUGGGGCCUGGCUCGCAUUCCACACAGUCGGGGAAUGUGAUACCUCCAACGCCGGCCUCCCAGCCAGCAGGGGGCAGCCAACCCCAGGCCCCCUUCACUGACUUCUACAUCUGCCCCCAGCACCGACCCUUGGUUUUUGGGCUCAGCUGCAUGCUUCAGAGUAUUGUGCUGUGUUGUCCGAGUGCUUUGGUGUGGCAUUACUCACUCACAGACAGUAGGAACAAGACUGGCUCUCCGCUGGACCUCUUGCCCAUCGCGCCCUCCAGCUUACCCAUGCCCGGAGGCAGCAACUCCUUCACUCAGCAGGUGCGCCUGAAGCUUCGAGAAAUUGAGGAGCAGAUCAAGGAGCGCGGGCAGGCGGUUGAGUUCCGAUGGUCCUUUGACAAAUGCCAGGAGACCACUGCCGGCUUCACAAUUGGUAGGAUCCUGCAUACCCUGGAGGUGUUGGACAGUCACAGCUUUGAGAAGUCUGACUUCAGCAACUCCCUAGACUCCUUGUAUAAUCGCAUCUUCGGCUCAGGACAAAGCAAGGAUGGCCAUGAGAUGACCCCCGACGAUGACGCGGUGGUGACUCUGCUGUGUGAGUGGGCGGUUUGCUGCAAGAGGUCGGGACGGCACCGCGCCAUGGUGGUGGCCAAGCUCUUGGAGAAGAGGCAAGCUGAGAUUGAGGCAGAGAGGUGCGGGGAGUCGGAGGUGGUGGAUGAAAAAGGGUCGGUGUCCUCCGGCUCGCUCUCUGCUGCUACCAUGCCUGUCUUCCAGGAUGUCCUGCUGCAGUUCCUGGACACUCAGGCACCUAUGCUCACUGAACCUGGCAAUGAGAGCGAGCGUGUAGAAUUCUCCAACCUGGUCCUCCUGUUCUGUGAGCUGAUUCGCCAUGACGUCUUCUCCCACAACAUCUACAUGUGUACCCUCAUCUCCCGUGGCGACCUGGCCUCCGACCCCCACUUGCCCCGCCCCCGUUCCCCUGGCGACGAGCCGUCCGACGACAUGGAGCGUAAGGAGCAGGAGGCCGGCGGAGUUGUCAAGAUGGAGUAUACUAGUCUGUCUGAGUCAAUGGAGAAUGAACCCAACUCAAGUGCAAAUUUUGAUGAGAUGUUUUCCCCACCCAUGCACAGUGAGUCAAAGGGUAGCCCUUCCCCAGAGAAGCCUGUCCCCGAGCAGGACGUGAAAGGCGGAGUGAAGGAGAAAGCCGGGGACCCCGCCUUCCCGCUGGUGUACGAGCAGCCGCGCCACAUCCAGUAUGCCACGCACUUCCCCAUCCCUCAGGAGGAGAGCGCCAGCCACGAGUGCAACCAGCGCCUGGUGGUGCUCUAUGGCGUGGGCAAGCAGCGGGACGAGGCCCGGCACACUAUCAAGAAAAUCACCAAAGACAUCCUGAAAGUGCUGAACCGCAAAAGUACCGCGGAGACUGGGGGAGAGGAAGGGCAGAAGAGGAAGAGGAGCAAGCCCGAAGCCUUCCCGACGGCAGAAGACAUAUUCUCUAAAUUCCAGCUUCUCUCCCACUUUGACCAGCAUCAGGUCACCUCUCAGGUGUCUAGGAAUGUUCUGGAACAGAUCACCAGUUUUGCCUUAGGGAUGUCCUACCACCUGCCCCUGGUCCAGCACAUCCAAUUCAUCUUUGACCUCAUGGAGUACUCGCUCAACAUUAGUGGCCUCAUAGACUUUGCCAUUCAACUGUUGAACGAGCUCAGCCUGGUGGAGGCGGAGCUUCUGUUGAAGUCCUCGAGCCUGGCGGGUAGCUACACCACGGGGCUCUGCCUCUGCAUCGUCGCCGUGCUCCGGCGCUACCACUCCUGCCUCAUCCUCAACCCCGAGCAGACGGCGCAGGUCUUUGACGGAUUACGCAUCGUGGUGAAGCAUGGUGUGAACCCAGCAGACUGCUCCUCGGCUGAACGUUGCAUUCUAGCCUACCUGUACGACCUCUACACCUCCUGCAGUCACCUGAAGAGCAAGUUUGGGGAGAUAUUCAGUGAUUUUUGCUCAAAAGUGAAGAAUUCCAUCUACUGCAACAUUGACCCUUCUGACUCCAACAUGUUGUGGGACCCAGUAUUCAUGAUAGAAACCAUAGCCAACCCUUCGGCACCAAACUUUAACCACUCCAUGGUGGGAAAAAUCCUCAAUGACAGCCCUGCCAAUCGCUACAGCUUUGUGUGCAAUGUGCUCAUGGAUGUCUGUGUGGACCACCGAGAUCCUGAGAGGGUGAAUGACAUUGGCAUUCUGUGUGCUGAGCUGACGGCGUACUGCCGCUCGCUAAGCGCGGAAUGGCUGGGAGUCCUCAAAGCACUCUGCUGCUCCUCUAACAAUGGCAACUGUGGCUUUAACGACCUCCUGUGCAAUGUAGACGUCAGUGACCUGUCCUUCCAUGACUCUUUGGCUACGUUCGUUGCCAUCCUCAUUGCCCGGCAGUGUCUCCUCCUGGAAGAUUUGGUACGCUGUGUAGCUAUCCCUUCUCUUCUAAAUGCUGCCUGCAGUGAGCAGGACUCUGAGCCUGGAGCCAGACUGACCUGCAGGAUUCUCCUCCAUUUAUUCAAGACCCCACAACGUAACCCGUGCCCUCAGGACAGUUCCAAGUCAGCAACCGUUGGGAUCCGUUCAUCGUGUGAUCGCCACCUUUUGGCUGCAUCACAGAACAGCAUCGUUGUUGGUGCGGUGUUUGCUGUUCUCAAGGCUGUUUUUAUGCUGGGGGACGCCGAGCUCAAAGGCUCUGGCUUCUCCCACCCAGCUGGGCUGGAUGAUAUAAGCGAAGACGACAUGGGCUCCAAGAAGGGCUCUGGCCGUGCCGUUUCCAUAGAGACUGCCAGCUUGGAUGUAUAUGCAAAGUAUGUGUUAAAGAGCAUCUGCCAGCAGGAAUGGGUGGGGGAGCGCUGCCUGAAGUCUCUCUCGGAGGACAGCAGUGCCCUGCAGGACCCCGUGCUGGUCAACAUCCAAGCCCAGCGCCUCCUGCAGCUCAUCUGCUACCCCCACAGGCAGCUGGACAGCGAGGAGGGAGACAACCCGCAGCGGCAGCGAAUCAAACGCAUCCUGCAGAACAUGGACCAGUGGACCAUGAGACAGUCGUCCCUAGAGCUCCAGCUCAUGAUCAAGCAGAGCACAAAUAACGAAUUAAAUACUUUAUUGGAGAAUAUCGCCAAGGCCACGAUAGAGGUGUUCCAGAAGUCUGCUGAGAUGAAUACCAGUAACCCCACGGGCAAUGGAGCUGCUGUUCCCAAUAGCUUGGGGGCCUCUGCUUCGAACAGCAACAGCGGCAGCAAGAUGAAGCCGGUGCUCAGCUCGUCUGAGCGAUCAGGAGUCUGGCUGGUGGCUCCACUCAUAGCCAAGCUGCCCACCUCAGUGCAGGGACACGUGCUGAAGGCCACGGGCGAGGAGCUGGAGAAGGGCCAGCACCUGGGCUCCUCGUCCCGCAAGGAGCGAGACCGGCAGAAACAGAAGAGUAUGUCCCUCCUGAGUCAGCAGCCCUUCCUGUCCUUGGUGCUGACGUGCCUGAAGGGUCAGGAUGAGCAGAGGGAGGGGCUCCUGACCUCGCUCUACAGUCAGGUCCAGCAGAUUGUGACAAACUGGCGUGAAGACCAGUAUCAGGAUGACUGCAAAGCCAAGCAAAUGAUGCAUGAAGCCCUGAAGUUGCGGCUUAACCUGGUGGGGGGCAUGUUCGACACGGUGCAGCGCAGCACCCAGCAGACUACUGAGUGGGCAGUGUUACUCCUGGACAUCAUCAGCAGCGGCACUGUGGACAUGCAGUCCAACAAUGAGUUGUUCACCACCGUCCUGGAUAUGCUGAGUGUGCUUAUUAAUGGCACACUAGCUGCUGAUAUGUCCAGCAUCUCCCAGGGCAGCAUGGAGGAGAACAAGAGGGCCUACAUGAAUUUGGUGAAGAAGCUCAGGAAGGAACUAGGAGACCGACAGUCGGAGAGCCUCGAGAAAGUGCGGCAGUUACUGCCUCUCCCGAAGCAGACUCGCGAUGUCAUUACCUGCGAGCCCCAGGGCUCCUUAAUCGACACUAAGGGGAACAAGAUAGCCGGCUUCGAGAAAGAGGGUCUUCAAGUUUCAACGAAGCAGAAGAUAUCUCCGUGGGAUGUGUUUGAGGGGCAGAAACACUCUGCCCCCCUGUCCUGGGGCUGGUUUGGGACUGUCCGGGUGGACCGUAAGGUCACCAAGUACGAGGAGCAGCAGCGCCUCCUGCUGUACCACACGCACCUGAAGCCCAAACCCCGUAGCUACUACCUGGAGCCCUUGCCGCUACCCCCCGAAGAGGAGGAGCCUCCCACGCCUGUGGCCCCCGAGCCAGAGAAGAAGAUGGCCGAGGCAGCCAAAACGGAAAAGAGCACGCCUGCCAUCACCUCGGACCCCAGCAAGAAGAAGAACAGCAAAAAGAAGAGGAACCAGUCAACAAGCAAAACUGAAGACUAUGUGAUGAGCACCGCAAGAGGAUCUUACGUGAACACCAUGCCUACGGACCUCCUACAUAACCAGCCUGGGCACCAUUACAACAGGAUGGCAUAUAGCCAUCAACCUAUGGGCAUUUAUCCUCAGAAUCAGCCUUUGCCUGCAGGUGGUCCUCGGCUUGAAACCUCUUACCGGCCUCCUCGCAAUAUUUCUAUGGGCAAACUGGUGCCCACCCGGCCACCUUACCCGAACAUGAUGCCCACUGUGCCGGGGAGCAUGCCAGGCAUGAUGUCUCUGGAGCAGCAGCAGCAGCAGCAGUAUAAGAUGACUAACUACAAGCAGCAGCCCCCCAUGCCGCAGAGUCAGAUGAUGCGAUUGCACCUGCAGGCAAAACUGAACAUGCAACAAAUGCGACAAAUGACACCCAACAACCAGUACUCAUCAAUGCAACCCUCCCAGAAUAUUGCGCAGGGCUACACGUCCUACGGCUCUCACAUACAUCCUCACCCCUCCCAGACUGCUGGGAUGGUUCACUCCGCCUACUCCAGCCAGGGAUUCCCAGGGUCGCAACCUGGCUCCAACCCACCCAUGGUGGACCCUUUAAGGCAUAUCCAGCAGAGGCCCAGUGGCUAUGUUCAUCAGCAGGCACCCAGCUAUGUGCACACUAUGCAGACUACACAAAGAUUUGCCCACCAGUCAAUGCAGCAGGCGCCGAUGGUGCAGGGGAUGGCUCACAUGGGCGGCCAGGUGGUGCACCCCGCCAUGAGGGCUAACCCCCUGCUGACCGAGCAGCAGCAGGCGCAGCAGCAAGCGCAGCAGCAGCAGGCGGCGCAGCAGCAAGCGCAGCAGCAGCAGGCUCAGCAGCAAGCGCAGCAGCAGCAGGCGCAGCAGCAGCAGGCGCAGCACCAGCCGCAGUACCUGCGCCCGCUGCCUGCGGCUCUGCGGCAGCAGCAGGUCCAGCAGGUCCAGCAGGUCCAACAGCAACAGGUGCAGCAACAGCAAGUGCCGCAGCAGCAAGUGCAGCAGCAGGUGGGGGGGUCGCAGCCCCCUGCCCAGGCACAGCCGCAGGCCCUGGGCAUGCAGCCCCUCCCACCACAGCAGCCCAUGUUUCCUCGGCAGGGUAUGCAGCAGACUCAACAGCAACAGCAAACAGCUGCCCUGGUCAGACAGCUGCAGCAGCAGCUUUCAAAUUCACAACCUGGACAGAGCACCAAUUCAUAUUACUGAAUAAGGGGCUUCUAUGGGUGAGCGACUUGGAAGCCCUCAAAGACAUUGUGUGAUGUGUGUUGGUCCUUAUGGAUAUUUUUCAUCCUUUGUGGGUAAAGAUGGAACCUUUGUCCACACCCGUGUUUCCCCAUUCCUCAUGCUUCUGGGAACAAGGCUAAUGGAGCAGGGACUGUUGCUUAAUCUCAAGAACAGACAUGCAAGCAGCAAACAGACAAUGCAUUAGUUGCAUUAAAAAUGAUGGAUAAUCUUGAACUACAAGGAGGAGGGCUCUGUUGUGAAAAUAGUGUUUGCCCUGAGCAGAGAAUAAUGGAAGACAUUAUGUGUUUAAAAAAAAAGAAGCUAUAAUUGUUACUUUUAUUUCAAUUUGUACUAUAUUGGUUUUUGUUUUUCUCAUUAAAAAUCAAUUAAUUUUAUCCA